This is a messenger RNA of Coccidioides immitis RS, 1541 nucleotides long. Its product is annotated as VelC. Lineage: Eukaryota; Fungi; Ascomycota; Eurotiomycetes; Onygenales; Onygenaceae. Bases 539 to 1306 code for a protein of 255 amino acids. The record is from RefSeq and is a predicted model, not a curated record. The transcript has a single exon.
UUCGGAGAAAAGCGAAUCCUCGCGAUCAACAGCCCAAUUGCCAUCAUCUGUGACUAUAUGUAGACCUUGUAUUCGUCCAAAAGUUCCUUGUCGAUUAUAUAAAACGGACCGUUGCGGCACACUCUGCAAGAACGGCGCGACAAUAUAAGCCCUUAUAGCUAUUCCAAUAGUAUAUAAACUCGUCAGCCUGCCACGGCUCUAGCACUUGUAUCGAUGAAUUUUUCGCAAAAUAACGCUCUGUCGAAGUACCCUGGGGUCCUCAUUCUCCCCAAUCAUCGUCAUUCUAGUCAAAAGUCGCUACCUGAUCUCAACACAGCGAAUUAUCCUGGCUUCAUUCUUAAGCCGAGCUUAUCCAGAGCCAACACUCUUAUGCCUCGCAUAUCCGACGGGAAGGAGGAUUUGUAUACCGACGAGAAAAGAACCAGGAUAUCAAGACUCAAAAUCCAGAAAAGGGUAAGAAUCGACACGCGUGGAAACAUAAGGAUAGGCUCCCAUUCCAUCCACCUAACAAUAAUAUGAUAGGUACCUUCACGAGAAAAUGUCCGGGGUCCCAAGCAGACCCGCCAGUUAUGCUGCCAUGCCACCGGUGCCUUCAGGAUUCAGCCAUCUUCUCAAUCCGUCGCCAAAUCCACCUUUUACUCUUUCUCGCCUGCGCCUGUUUGUGCGGCAACAGCCCGCAGCAGCCCGAACUUGUGCCGCCGGUGACAAGAGUCGCCGUUCCGUUGACCCAUCACCAAUUCUUCAGCUUCUCAUGACCGAUUUUGACUCUCAAUCUGAGGAAGACAUCAAAAUGUUGAAACACAGCCAGCACGUUGUUGCUUGCCAUCUGUUUGCUGUCUGCGAAAAUGUUUCGGGGGCUUUGGGGGGCCGUGUAGCCGACGAGGUUUCACACCAACCGACGCCCAAUGGACAGAAGGAGGAGGAAGAAGAAGAGGAUUCAAUCCGCAACGUGUACGGUAAAACAUACGUCAGCCCGUUCUUCGUCGAAGCGGAUCCCGAGCCCUCCAAGGCGCCUUCGCACCCAGGAUCGGUAUGCAAGGGAACACCGUCGUCGAUUCCCAGCACGUUUUUCGUCUUUGCCGAUCUUCGCAUACCAACCGCAGGGGUUUAUCGGCUUCGUUUCCGGCUUAUAAACGUUGGCGAGCCAACGGUGACCGGUAAAAUACCAAUCUUGCACGAGGUUUGGUCGGACUCCUUUCGAGCAUUUGCGUCCAAGGACUUUCCAGGGAUGAGGCCCACUCCGUACUUAUCUGAAAAGCUGAAGGCACUGGGAGCAGAUGGUGCCAAGUCCAGAAAGGCCAAGUAAGAGCGCAGGUUCACUCGUUGGCAACGUGCAUAAGAGAUUUUUCUGUGCAUAAGAUACAUACAAUCUUUCUGAAAUUUUACAGCUCGACAGCCUUGCGCAUGAUGGAAGUGAUGUCAGCGUCUGAGAUUUCCCACGCUUCUUGUAGUUCGGUAGCAACGGCUGCGUAUUUCGGAUGCCUUCCGGCAAGUUCCCGAUAGUGUAAAGCUUCUCCCGCUUUAUUCUCGUCACGGAGUAG